Molecule: messenger RNA, 1847 nt
Organism: Chara braunii
Lineage: Eukaryota; Viridiplantae; Streptophyta; Charophyceae; Charales; Characeae
Source: the annotation of a GenBank genome assembly
GCGGGGUGUGAUGUUGUCRCCGGCCRCCCCGUUUGUUGCCAUUCGCGUGCGCGCGUGAGGGUUGUCCGUUCGGGUGGUCAUCUACACGUGGUGCGUUUCAUGGCAGACAUCUUCCGGCGGCUACCGCUCCUGUUACUAGCAUCUCUUCUGCUGCUUCUUCUCGUCUUUUUGCGCGCCUUCGUCGUGACGCGGCCUCCUGGGCGUAGACAUAGACGACAAGUGGAUAGGAAGACGACGAUGGACAGGCAGGACAGCUCCGUCGGACAGCAGAGACGUGUGAUGGAUUUCUCCAUUCCUGAUUGUCCCCGGUCCGGCCAUCGACCCGCCGCAUACGACCCGUCCUUGUACAAUCAUCUUCCACCGCACGAACAGCUGCUACCGCCGGAUCCGGAGGACGCCUGGGUUGAGGAUCUGUCGCACACACUUCCUCUGGGGAGUGGAUCUACGCAGGAGUGGACGAGCAGGCAGUGCCAGCAGAGGGAAGCAGGGACCACGCGCGAGUCGUUCACCGCAUUGCUGGAGGAGGGUGUCGACAACGCCGCCACGGAGCUUGUGGACUUGGAUUUCGGAUUGUGCAGCGGGAGUGGUGCAAGUGGUCCGAUCCACGGCGGAGGGGUGGUGGGAUCGCCAACGUUGGGAGGAGGAUCGUCCCGUGUCGGUGGGCCAACGAAUGGGUGUCGUCCACCGGUCCCGAGUUCCAUGGGCGCCGGGCCACUUGGCGAGUCGUCAAGGGCAGUGACACCCAUCCGCCCGUCGGUGUCUUCGCCUAUAAUGCGGCUUCGUGUGGGGAGCGACGUGGAUGCGGACGACAGUCGUCGGGCAAGUGGGGACGAGUCUCCGGAUUCCCGUUAUGAAGAGGACGCGGAAGACGGUGAGGGGCUGGAGAUCCGACCCGUGGCUGCGCGUGGUGGACGGAGGGGAGGACGCGGACGUCAGCAGAGGGGCGAGUCGCGUGGUGGCCGAGGAUCGAGGGCUCUUGUGGGCGACAAGGGUGGCAAGCACCCAGCUUGGAGUGUGGAGGAGAUGUUGAAGCUCGCUCGAGCGAAGCGGGAUCAGCAAGCUCAUUUCGAGGGAAUGCCACACAACUACGGCCGCAUGCGCAACAGGGAGUGGAAGCUGCUGGACCUGCAGAAACGGUUGGCGGAGGUCGGAGUGGACAGGACAACGGACGACAUAGGGAAGAAGUGGGACAACGUCUUCCAGCAGUACAAGAAGGUGCAGCGUUACCAGAACAUGUCCGGCGGGAAGAACUUCUUCACAUUAACUCCUGCAACGAGAGCGGACGAGGGUUUCAACUUCCGAAUGGAUGAGCGAGUCUUUAAUGAGAUCGACAACAUGUCGAAAAAUAACAAGACCAUCUACCCGGACAACGUGGCAGACACGAGCGCACGCGGAGGAGUGCCGCCAGCAAUGGAUGGUUACCGCCAGGCGGCCGUUGGUGGAGAGUCCUCUGCUGGUGGAGAGGGGGGUGAUGGCGUUGACGAAGAUGUGGGUUCAGCGUGGGAGACGGUGUUCAGUGCAGGGAGCACGGGCACUCCAGCGAAGAGGAAGAACAUGCGGCAGCAGACCUUCGACGCCAUCGCCGAAGUCAUGGACAAACACGGUUCAUUGAUGGCGGACACGGUAGAGGGUGCGAGCAAACGGCAGUGUAGCAUCCUGGAGUGGCAGUGUGACAUCCUCGACCGGGAGGUUGAAGCCCAGAAGCGCCAGUGUGACAUACUGGAGAGGCAUUACACGACGUCCGAUGAGGCGAACAAGAUGAUGUGCACGACGUUGAUGGAGAUUGCCAGAGCGAUAAGGGAUAGAUCUUGACGCCGGUGGCAUGAGGUUUGUCAAGCCGUUGAAGU